Sordaria macrospora k-hell is the source of this 1476-nucleotide messenger RNA. RefSeq lists its product as uncharacterized. Gene Ontology annotation, biological process: tryptophanyl-tRNA aminoacylation. Gene Ontology annotation, cellular component: cytoplasm. Lineage: Eukaryota; Fungi; Ascomycota; Sordariomycetes; Sordariales; Sordariaceae. Gene Ontology annotation, molecular function: ATP binding; tryptophan-tRNA ligase activity. The record is from RefSeq and is a predicted model, not a curated record.
AUGGCGACAAAUGUCAACGCCGAGGCCCUCAAGGAGACGCCCAUCCCCGAGGCCCUCGAGAAGCAAGCUGCCUCCAAGCAGACAGUGGAUCCCUACAAUGUCCAAGGCGAGGUCGGCGAGGAUGGCGUUGUCAAGGCCAUCGAUUACAACAAGCUGGUCGAGGAGUUCGGCACCAAGAAGAUCGACCAGGCCCUGCUCAAUCGCCUCGAGAGGGUCACCGGCAAGAAGCCCCAUCGCUUCCUCCGGAGAGGCAUUGUCUUCUCCCACCGCGACCUCGAGCUUAUUCUCGACCGCUAUGAGAAGGGCGAGCCCUUCUUCCUCUACACCGGCCGCGGCCCUUCCUCCGACAGUGUCCACGUUGGCCACACCAUUCCCUUCGAGUUCACAAAGUGGCUUCAGGAUACCUUCGAUGUUCCUCUGGUUAUCAUGAUGACCGACGACGAGAAGUACCUCUUCUCCGACAAGAGGACGAUCGAGGAGGUUGAGGGCUACUGCAGCAACAACGCCAAGGAUAUCAUUGCCGUCGGCUUCGAUCCCAACAAGACUUUCAUCUUCAGCGAUUUCCAGUUUAUGGGUGGCGCCUUCUACAAGAACGUUGUGCGCUUGUCCAAGCACAUCACCCUCAACCAGGCUCGCGCCAUUUUCGGCUUCAACGAUAGCACCAACAUCGGUCGCAUUCACUUCGGCAGUAUUCAGGGUGCUAGCAGUUGGGCGUCGUCCUUCCCCCAUAUCUUCGGCGAAGAUGAGUCCAAGACCGUGGCUAUUCCUUGCCUUAUUCCUUGCGCCAUCGACCAGGAUCCCUACUUCAGAAUGACCAGAGACGUCUCCGCUCGUUUGAAGUACAAGAACACCAACACCUCGUACGCGAAGCCAGCCCUCAUUCACUCCCGUUUCCUUGAUGCUCUUCAGGGUCCCGGCACAAAGAUGUCCGCUUCCAUCGACGAGUCUGCUAUUUUCAUGAGAGAUACCCCCAACCAAAUCAAGAACAAGAUCAACAAGUAUGCCUACUCGGGUGGCAAGGUCACCGUUGAGGAGCACCGCGAGAAGGGAGGUGACACCAGCGUCGAUGUGGCCUUCCAGUACUUGCGCUUCUUCCUCGAAGAUGACGAGGAGCUGGAGAAGAUCCGCGUCGCCUACGAGUCUGGUGAAAUGUUGACUGGCGAGCUCAAGGCAAUCUGCAUCAAGGAGCUCCAGAAAUAUGUCGCCGCUUUCCAGGAAAGGAGGGCCAAGGUCGACGACGAGGCUGUCAAGCUGUUCAUGGAGACACGCCCUCUCAAGUGGAACGGAAACCCUCGUGCCCCUAUCGUGGUGCCCCAGGUGCAGACCGCUGAUGGGGAGGCGGCCACUGAGGGUGGAGAUGGAAAGUUGACCAAGAACCAGCUCAAGAAGCUCGAGAAGCAGAAGCAAAUAGAGGCCAAGAAGGCCCAAAAGGCUAAGGAGAAGGAGGAGAAAGACAAGGCUGCUGCCCAAGCUUAG